GCAUUGGAGGUCCUACACAUUCAAAUGGACUUCUGUGACCUAUAUCAAAGACCGCAAUUCUGCCGAGAUCUGUCUACAAGCUUACCAAACCUCUCAACUCUCAGUUUGACGAUGGCUGCUCAAAAUUCACGCGGGAUACUUGACGGGACCAUUCACCUUCCACGACUACGAGCGCUAUUCCUAACAUUCACUGCAUUCGGCCUUGCAGAAUCCACGUUGAGUCUUUGGGACCUACCUUCUCUUUGCUUUGUGUCUCUCUUUUUACCGAUUGGGAGCAGGAAUGUGCGACCGGUCAAAACCGUACCAGGCUUUGUUGUGAAGUUUUUACAGCGAUACGGUGGGCAGAUCGAAGGACUCAGGAUUUUCCCGGGACAAUGGACCAACACCGAGAGACAAUUGACGAUUCCGAUGAAUGAGGUGGAAGAAGCGGAGCUAUGGAGCUCUUUGGUCGCAUUGAGGUUAUUUAGUACUGAUUUCACUCGUUUUCCUCUAGACACCUUACCCUCUUCAACGAUCGACUUUUUCGCAAGGAUACAGCACCUUUGGCAAAAAGGAAAAUCCGCUCCAAAUGAUUACUUGGAUGGAGUCACAGCUGUUGUGAAUAUAUGUCCAAAUUUGCAAACUCUCAGAUUCGAUCGAGAGGGCGAGCGUGUUCUUGGUCCGACUUGGUCACCAUUACACUCACAAAACAGUCGAAAGCUAAGAAAAAUAUGUGAAGACCGUCAAAUUACAUUACUAGGGCCACCAGAGGAAACGAUACUGGGUAAAAUGGGAUCCGGCUAUAAGAAGGAAUUAAGGGCGAGAAAGGAAUCGCCUGGUGAGACUCGCUACAUUGUAAAUUACCUCUAUGGUAGUUGA
Acaulospora colombiana is the source of this 858-nucleotide messenger RNA. Lineage: Eukaryota; Fungi; Glomeromycota; Glomeromycetes; Diversisporales; Acaulosporaceae. The record is from the annotation of a GenBank genome assembly.